This is a messenger RNA of Aureobasidium namibiae CBS 147.97, 1626 nucleotides long. RefSeq lists its product as uncharacterized. Bases 1 to 1626 code for a protein of 541 amino acids. The transcript has 4 exons. The record is from RefSeq and is a predicted model, not a curated record. NCBI's taxonomy places the organism in Eukaryota, Fungi, Ascomycota, Dothideomycetes, Dothideales, Saccotheciaceae.
AUGGCCUAUCAUAGCCACAUACUCGCAGUACUGGCUGUAUGCGCCAACCAGGUGUCGUGCUCUUAUGUCAGUUCGCUAUCGACCAAUGCUCAAGGAGUUCUCAAUGAGUCCAUGAGCUGGAUGGACGGAUACUACGACCGCGCUGCUGGAUAUCUAUAUAGUCUGGAUGCUGCGGCUGCUCUUCGACAUGAUACACGUAGCUCGGCGUGGUAUGCCAUUGGUUUGUUGGCCAGGAACGAGGGAGACGAUGUCAACAACGCCGAGCAGAUCCUGACCAACAUAAUCAAUGGACAGUACAAGGAUCCAACUGAGCAAUGGUUUGGCGAUUACCAAAAGGAACCUGAGGAGCCGUAUGUAGGCACUGAUGCGUAUCCCGAGGACAUCUACAACUCGUGGGAUCCCAAUUGGAGAGGUUUCAUUGGCACGACCUUCAUUAUCGGUCUAGAAGAGUUCCCACAUCUACUCAGCGACGGUGUUACCAACCUCAUGCUUGAGUCUCUACGCAACUCUACCAUCGGGGAUAGCUACAGAGUUGGCGGCGUUGACGGUGAUAAUCUAUAUCCUGCUUAUUCGAACCCGUCUAUCAUGCGAGCGUUCGUCUCGGGCUGGACCGGGCGUCGGCUCAGCGACUCCAAUUUCACUGUGGCAGGUGAACAAUAUGCCCAAGAGAUUAUCGACCUAUUCAAUCGCGCACAAACGCUUUCCGAAUUCAACAGUGGUACAUAUACAGGGGUGUCUCUUUUUGGUCUGACUUUAUGGGCCAAAUACUUGCCUGCCGACUCCGUCAUGAGCCAAUAUGGAGAACACAUGAUCAAAGCUACCUGGGAGGCUGUAGGACAACUCUGGCACCCUCAUCUCAAAAACAUGGCAGGCCCUUGGGAUCGGUCAUAUGGCUUCGAUAUGAACAGGUACUUCAGUCUGAUGGCUCUAUGGUUUUGGAUCAUCAUGGGAAAAGACAAGUCUUCUCUCAUCUCUUGUCCUCAAGUCAUGUCACACAGUGCAGACUUUGCUUAUGGACCUCUCUUUGCCAUCCUUGGAGAACUCCAGUCGUCUUUGAUCCCUGAAGAUGUCGUGGCAGCUUUGAAAGACUUCCGCGGAGAGCACGUCUUCAGCUCGUCUACAUUUUCGCCCCCUUUCGAUGACUAUCCUCGAAACAUCACUACUUGGCUGGCCCCAAACAUUAGCAUCGGUGCUGAAACAUUUGACGAGAAUGUGAUAGGUGGACCAGCGAUCAAUCCGAGUACAUUCAAUCCUGCCGUGAUCCAGUGGAAUACUGGUGCUGGUAUCGGUUUCAUCACCCUCCACGCUAGCGAAAACGCAACCACGACUAUCGUCUCUCCCAAUCGUCUCGAGUUGAGCUACCCGUACGGCAACAGCUCUUCGAUUUUCAGCUUCAUUGUCUCGACCUUUGCCAACAAGCGAGAUGUUACUAGCUGGGCUGACAUCCAAGGCGGGAAUAUCAGUGUCACAACCAAUGCGAAUGCAUCAUAUGGAGUCAGUUUUGCAGGAGCAUACGGCGGGCAGGACAAAGUCAUCAACGACUUCGAGUACUGGAACAUCAGUUACACUAUGCCAGUCAACUUCACUGGGGUUCCGAGACUGGUGCUGGACAUUGAACUGUGGUGA